This is a messenger RNA of Drosophila miranda, 1823 nucleotides long. Its product is annotated as arrestin domain-containing protein 1. The record is from RefSeq and is a predicted model, not a curated record. The coding region runs from base 322 to 1728 and encodes 468 amino acids. Lineage: Eukaryota; Metazoa; Arthropoda; Insecta; Diptera; Drosophilidae. The transcript is spliced from 4 exons. Gene Ontology annotation, biological process: protein transport. Gene Ontology annotation, cellular component: cytoplasm.
AAAAAUACAAAUACAUUGUUGUGCUUCCCCAGUUUACGUUCUGCGCAGUCUAUCGUCUAUCUCUCUCCUGCAAGCACAUAUACAUAUACAUAUGUAUACACACGCUUGAAAUCAGCUUUUGCUGUCAGUAUCAGAAUUUUGCGGCUCGCGUUCGGUCCAUCGCGUGGUGUGUGGUGUUCGUUAUUUGUGGAGCCCCGGAGCCGCUCGCUUCCCCUGCUGUUGCUUGCUGCCUUGCUUUUAUCAAUAAAAACCAAACCCUCCUUUGUCAUUUGCAAAUAUCCUGGUCGCUAAGGCGUUGCCUCUCCGCGUAACUUCGAUAAGAUGAGCAGCAAAGUAACCUUUGCCUUUGAUAAUAACCCCUUGGGGGUAUAUCACGCAGGCCAGGUGAUAUCCGGAACGGCUGAGCUCACAACGGACCGUCCAAAAACCAUUCGCUCGAUAUUUAUAACAAUAAAUGGAUAUGGGGAGACGCGCUGGCAGGAGAGUGUGGAGAAGCCCGGCGAUGAUGGCAAGACUAAAAAAUCAAUGGAGACGCACACCACUACAGAGAUCUACUAUAGCAGCGAUAAGUAUGUGUACGGCCAGAGCGGUGGCUCACAGCUGGAGCUGCCGAAGGGCAAGUUUGUGUUUCCCUUUCACACGACCAUCCCACCGAAUGCCCCAACCUCCUUCAAUGGCAGCCACGGACAGAUCAAGCAUGAGGUGACCCUCACCAUAGAUCGCUCGGUGCGCUACAAUAAUAUCUUCAAGCAGUGCUUCACUGUGAUACUGCCACACGAUUUGAACACCAAGAGAGAGAAUGCGCAACCCCUGAAACGCAUUGAGGAGAAGUCCUUCUGGUGGGGCUCCAUUUUUGGUGCCAACAAGCCGAUGGUCAUGGAUGUGAGCACCUCGUACAGUGGGUAUGUGCCCGGCCAGAAGAUACACUUUCAUAUGGUGCUCGACAAUCAGUCGGACGUCCAGUGCCAGGAUGUCAAAGUGCGCCUCCUCAAGAAUGUCACAUAUCGGGCCAAUUCCACGAACAAGGAGCAGCUGAAAUCCACCGAAUCCCGCAUUGCGGAUAUGCACUGCGGCGAGGUGGUGAAACACAACAAGGCCCAGUUCGAUGAGUAUCUCCUGGUGCCUCCCACAACACCCUCCACGGUGGGGGAACGGGACCCCAUACGCGUUAGCUAUACGCUCCGGUUUAUAGCCAAAACCUUUCGUUUUCAUGGCGGCGGGGAUCUGGUGGUGGACUUUCCAGUGACCAUCGGCACAUUGCCGCUACUGGGCAGUGGCGAGGACAAGGGACCCGGAAAGACUGCGUCCUCCAAUGGCAGUGUCAACAGUUAUCCUGGUGCCCCGAUCUUCCAGGAGGAUGUGAGCGACGAACAGUUCGAGUCCAACACAUUCAAGCCACGUUAUCCGGUGUACACGUUCGGCCAGCCUGGAAAUGCCGCCAAUGGAGCUCCGGCAGCUACCCCCAGUCUGUAUCCAAGGGCUGAAGACACACCGCCAGUGGCUCCUCUACCAUAUGCGCCCAAUCCAGUAACGCCAGUGGCCAAGCCCACAGCCCCAGGCCCUCAAAAGAUACCCCCAUAUCCGACCAACUCGCCCGCACCUGUGUCUGCGGCUGCUGCUCCUGGUGGCGGUCACUUUGAAGUUCUUGGCUUUAGCAUACCGCCCGGGUAUCAGCCAACGCCCAGUGCACCAGGUGCUGCUUCCCCGGCUGGCAUUGGCUGGAAGUAGAACCCCUAUAUUUACACGAUUUUGUAUUAUAUUUUUUAAGCCAUUUUUCAAAUAAAACUGAAAGCGCGCCUGCAGUGGCAGCGCUGUGCCCUUGA